GAGCGGGCCUGGCGGGGCGGGACGUGCCGGAGCGGGCCCGGCGGGGCGGGUAGGACGCGGGGCUGGGCCGGGGCUGCCCUGGCUCUGCAGCUCCGCGUGCCCGCAUGUCCGGGCAGCGCGGGGCCCGGUGCACGGCGUGCUGCAGGGUGGGAGCCAGCAGCCUCACCUGCUGCUGAUCUUUCAGGCUUCCAGAACUGCUUUUUAUUCCUAGCACCUUGGGGGAAGAAAAAAAAAAGUUUUUGUUUCAUACAGUACGUUUCUUACAAAUAAUCCUGAGAGGGCUGAUGCAGCCAGGCCUUGGGUAUUGGAGUCUGGUGCAGGAAGGUGUCAUGCAGAUCAGGGCUGUAGGAUUUGAAGAGAUAGGGUUGUUAAUCCGUGUUGUGAUUAAAUCAAAUUCUGUUUAGAACCUGCACUUGCAUCAGGAGCCAUGUGGUCAGCUGAUGAAAUUGCUGAGCUGUGUUACCUGCAUUAUAGGACCAGACUCCCAAAGCAGGGGAAGCCAGACCCAAACAGGGAAUGGACUUCAUUGGCAGCUGUUGUCAAAGUAGAGUCUGCAACCCAAAGAGAGGCUCUUGCUAGUCCAGGGAAUAUGCAGGUAAAGAAGGAAGUUGUUGCUAUGGGAACUGGAACAAAAUGUAUUGGCCAAAACCAAAUGAGAAAAACUGGAGAUGUUCUGAAUGACAGUCAUGCUGAAAUUGUGGCCAAAAGGAGCUUCCAGAGGUAUCUUCUCCAUCAGAUAUGGCUGGCAGCUUCCCAUCAGCAAUGCAGCAUCUUUAUUCCAGGAACUGAAACUGGGAAAUGGAAACUCAAACCAAAUACCGUAUUUGUUUUCUUCACCAGUCAUACCCCAUGUGGAGAUGCUUCCAUUAUUCCAAUUAUUGAACCAGAAAAUCAGAUUUUUAAGCCACUGACUGGAGAUGAUGCAGCUGCACAAUCAGCAGAGUGUAGAAGUAGCCAUGAUCAUUUGGGUCCAGAAGAAAAAAGGAAACCAGAGAAAAUGGCAAGUAAUCAUGUAAUCAAGAGAAUGAAAACUGAUGAUGAUGGUUCUUUUUCUGUAAACAUGGAAGAGCUGGAUGUUCAGCAGCAACGAGAAGACGACACGUGUCCAAGCAGCUGUGAACGUUCUGCAGAGAUGGGAACAGCUAAUAAGGAGACUGGCUUAGGGAGACCAAAGGUAGCAGAUGUUCAUAGAACUGGGGCAAAAUGUGUACCUGGAGAGCUGGCUGAUGCCCGAAAACCUGGGUUAGGGUAUCACUGUGUGGGUGUACUACGAGUGAAGCCAGGUCGUGGGGACAGAACGUGCUCGAUGUCCUGCAGUGAUAAACUGGCUCGCUGGAACGUGUUGGGGUGCCAAGGAGCUCUUCUGAUGCACUUCCUGCAGUAUCCAGUGUAUCUGUCAGCAGUUGUAGUGGGAAAGUGUCCAUACAGCCAAGAAGCUAUGCAAAGAGCAAUUAUUGAAAGAUCCAAGAUCUGUAAAGUGGAACUCUUCCAUGCAUUCCAAAUGCUGGUGGCAAGCAUUUCAGAGGAGGAUCUACCAGACACUCUCCGGAUGAAGACUCUAGAAACCUACUGGGACUACAAGGAAGCUGCACUGAAUUAUCAAGAAGCCUGGAAAGUGCUGCGUAGCCAAGCCUUGCUGGGUUGGGUCAAGAAUGCCAAGGAAUACCUGCACUUCACAUAAGAAUACACAUGGAUAUGUAAAUCCAGCAGUAAGCCCUAGUGCAGGAAAAUACGUCCUCUAGUGCAUGUGCUGUAAGGGUACAGGGGUGAAAAGGAAAGCUAUUUAGAUAAGUCUUUAUUUUGGUUGAGUUGAAGCCCCUUUCUUACUGUAACAUAGAAAAGGAUCGCUGCACACUCAGAGUUCUGUGUUGCACAAAACAGUAACGCCUCCAAAAGAAAGGGAGCUGUGCUGUGCUAUCCUCCCUUAUCUGAAAAUUGGGCGUAGUCCAUUGCAAUGGAGGUAAUGUCAACUGAAAUGGAAGCAGUGCUAUGGAAGAAAGGUUGUCAUUGUAAGAUUUUAGUGCUGCUUUUUUUUCCUCUCUUUAUAAUGUUAUGGUUAUUUUUGUGUUGCUGGGACAACCCUAAUGUGUAGUAAGUAAUAUUUUUAUAAUUCUUGGCUCUUGUUGUUGGAUGCCUGGAAGAAUUUUCUGUGUCCCCCAGUCCCAUUGCUUCUAACUGGAAAUACUAGUUCUGUUAGAGGGUCUUUUUUUUCUGGGAGUCCUUCAUACAAAUUUCUAUUUACUCAACAUAGCCAAAGCAGGAGAGUGCUGGGGAGAAGACUCUAUCAAAUCAUACUACUUACGGUAUUCCAUGUGUCUUUCUUAAUUUCAGGACUUUGCUGGAAACCCCUUUAACUGCUUUGCUUCUGUGAUCAGGAAAGAAACCUUCUGAAUUACUGGGUUCAAACCUGUCAAUCCUGUGUAAUUACAGGCAAACAUUUACCUACUUCUCAGUGUUUCAAGCACUGUCCAUCCCCCUGUGAUAUAUGGUUAAUUAAAAGCAGGGAUGCCUUAGCCAUUUAUGUCACUGUUUCCUGGCAUGUGUUCAUCAACAGCCUGGCAAAGGUAGAGAUGCUGUGGGGAGGACUAGAAGUCUUCUCUGGCAGUCUUUGCCUUUGCACUUUAUUACCAGAAACAUCUGCAUGGCAAAACAGUCAACAUUGUGACCUGGGAGGAAGGAGCUGGCAGUCCUCCCUAAACUUUCUGUCCUAGUUACUGCCUUCUUUGAGCAAGGUCAGAACUACUAACUGCUACUGAGCACAUUCCCCUUCUGUACUUUUUCUGUUGUAAAUUACAGUUCAUAAAAUAUUUGGACAAGGCAAUGGCAGGAUGAAAGAAGUGGGUAAUUUAGAAUGUAAGAAUACUUAAGUGAUUGAGUUUUUUUUCUUUGGUAUCUUACUGUAGUUUUGGAUUUGAAAAAUGGGCACAGCAGUUCUCAAAACAGAACAGUACAUGUAAUGUUACAGUCUGAGAACUGAUUACAGCAAUCUUUUCACUUCACACUUGGGUUGACAUGUCAAAUAAGAAUAGUUCUGUCUUACUUAAAGAAAUAACAACUUGAAUUCUAGGUGUAUCAGCCUCUCCUCUCAAAUCCAGCACUAACAAACAGAAAAACCAGUGGUGUUGGUCAGGGGGGAUUUACUGUAUGUGUUUGUAGAGAGCAGGGGAUUGUGGAGAAGAGUGACUUGCAUUAGUCAUUAGAGGAUGAAAAAUGUCCAGAUGGAUGCCAUUGCAGAUGGGCUGGCUACAGGUGAACUGCUGAAGAGAAAUGGUGGCAGUUACUGUAGUUGAGCAAAUAGCAUUCCAAGGGCAGAGUCCUGUAAUGUACAUAAAAAGGUAACAAGUAAAUUUUCAGGCUCCUGAAACUUACCUUUAUCCUUCCCUGAAAUCUUGCAGAAAUUGUACCUUAACAUACCUAGUGUCCCUUUUUUAAUCAACAAGGUCUGUAGUGAACCUGCUGACCAAACUGGAAUGUUCCCAUUUCCUAUCCAGCUGCAAUAUUAAAAUGGGUUACGUAAGGCUGA
Apus apus (common swift) is the source of this 3523-nucleotide messenger RNA. It is a transcript of the gene ADAT1, whose product is annotated as adenosine deaminase tRNA specific 1. Bases 428 to 1681 code for a protein of 417 amino acids. Lineage: Eukaryota; Metazoa; Chordata; Aves; Apodiformes; Apodidae. Gene Ontology annotation, biological process: RNA processing. The transcript has 7 exons. The record is from RefSeq and is a predicted model, not a curated record. Gene Ontology annotation, molecular function: adenosine deaminase activity; RNA binding.